UCUCUAUUUUCUGUCGAUUUCCAUUUAUCUGCACAAGCUUUCCCCCACGUUCUAUACAGCUAAUAGUAAUUUCAGUAACUAUUUAAGUGGCUUUGUUCAGAGCAUGGGCUGGUGAAGAGCUUACAGGCUCCAAGGCAUUGCAGAGCACUGCUCCUCACACCAUGGGUGUCCCUGUCCUGGAGCACCUGGGUAACCUCCUCUUGAGCUGAGCUUCUCCAGGGUGCUAUGUGCAUGCUGAGUUAGCGUGCCGUAAGGGAGGACAGCAGUUCUUUGUGCUAAAUAAAGGAUGGGGGUCAUUGGAGCUGGCAAAAUACUUCUGGUUAACGUAUGAUUUUCCCUGAAUGUUUUUAUAGCUGCUCAGGUAACCUGGUCAAAGCUUCAGUUCUCAGGUGUGUAGGGCUUGGUGUAUCUGUUUGACUCCAGAAGUGGAGCAUCCCCAUGGCUCACCAAGCUAGGUGGUGUAAGUGCCGUGUACCUGCCCGGCUGAGUUAGCACUCAGUCCCAGCUGCUGUCAUCUCGGGCUGGUUGGAGCUGCAGGCUCAUGCUGCCCAGCCCUGUCCUGGGCCAGCAGCCACCCCACUCCAGCUCACCUUGCCCGUGCUGUGCGGCAUUGCUUCUGAGCAUCAAGAGGAGAAUAAGAUGGAAGCUGAGGGUAAGACUGUGGGAAGAAGAGCUUGUUCCCACGUAUCGUGCGAGAUGCAUGCUCCGGUCUCUAACCUGAGAUGGUAAGUGAUGCCUCUUUGUCGUGGGCAUGAGCUUUUCAAAUAAGGAGAACGCUUUGCAGUGGCUCUGUGUGAUACAGACGAGGCCUGGUAACUCAAGAACUGCCAUGAGUUAAGUUAGCUGGUUGCAUUCUCCCCCCAUUUUCUGAAAGCUGACCGUAGUGCAUCUCAACUCCCAGUGGGGAAGGGGAAAGGAGGGAGCUUUGGUUUUCUGGAGGCAGCAGGAAGCCACACGGACAGCGGUGGUGCCUUUGCCAGUGUGUGGUAACUCCUUAAAGCCCUGUAACCCAAUCGUGUGUCGGAGCCCCGUGGUCUCAUUUUCAGAAGUUACAGACAUUCUUUGUAUUUAACCUGAUCCUUCCUCCAUCUAAACCUCAGACAAUUCAAAGUUGUGGGCUUUUUCUUUCUACUCAAGAAUUUCCUUGUUCCACAAAUAAAGCACUGAGUUAACUCUCCUUUAGCUUAGACUCAGCGUGCAGUUGAACUGAAUUAUUUGUUGGCAGACAUUUGAAAUGUAUCGGUGGAAACAUGCUAAUCCAGAAGUGUUGAUAUUGCAUAAACCGUAAUCAUUAACAUCUCUGUUUCGAUGUCAUUUUGAACUACAGAGUGGACCCCUGUUGUAUAAUAGAUAGAGUUUGAAAUGUAAGCUGUGACAUGCUUGCUGCGUUUAAUAUACGUAGCGUGGUUUGUUUCAAGCUGUGUGCAGCAUGGGGGAGCUGGAGCGUCAGCUUCUUCAGGCAAAUCCCAUUCUGGAAUCCUUCGGGAACGCGAAGACGGUGAAAAACGACAACUCCUCCCGCUUUGGCAAGUUCAUUAGGAUUAACUUUGAUGUUACUGGUUAUAUUGUUGGGGCCAACAUUGAGACGUACCUGCUGGAGAAGUCUCGCGCUGUUCGCCAAGCUAAAGAUGAGAGGACAUUUCAUAUCUUCUACCAGCUGCUGGCUGGAGCAGGAGAGCACCUCAAGUCUGACUUACUGCUUGAAGGAUUUAAUAAUUACAGAUUUUUAUCCAAUGGCUACAUCCCCAUUCCUGGGCAACAAGACAAGGAUAACUUUCAGGAGACAAUGGAAGCAAUGCAUAUCAUGGGCUUUUCACACGAUGAGAUCUUGUCAAUGCUGAAGGUGGUGUCUUCAGUGCUACAGUUUGGAAAUAUUUCCUUUAAGAAGGAGAGAAAUACUGAUCAAGCUUCUAUGCCGGAGAACACUGUCGCACAGAAACUCUGCCAUCUGCUGGGAAUGAAUGUCAUGGAAUUCACCCGGGCCAUUCUGACACCACGCAUCAAGGUCGGCAGAGACUAUGUCCAGAAAGCCCAGACCAAAGAACAAGCAGACUUUGCAGUGGAAGCUUUGGCAAAAGCCACCUAUGAACGCCUCUUCCGCUGGCUCGUUCACCGCAUUAACAAAGCUUUGGACAGGACCAAACGACAGGGAGCAUCUUUUAUUGGAAUUCUGGAUAUCGCUGGAUUUGAGAUCUUUGAGUUGAACUCCUUUGAGCAGCUCUGCAUCAACUACACCAAUGAGAAGCUUCAGCAGUUGUUCAAUCACACGAUGUUUAUCCUGGAGCAAGAGGAGUACCAACGAGAGGGCAUAGAGUGGAAUUUCAUUGACUUUGGACUGGAUCUGCAGCCUUGCAUUGACUUAAUCGAAAGACCUGCAAACCCUCCUGGUGUGUUGGCGCUGUUGGAUGAAGAAUGCUGGUUUCCUAAAGCUACUGACAAAACAUUUGUGGAAAAACUGGUCCAAGAGCAAGGAACCCACUCCAAAUUCCAAAAGCCAAGACAGCUGAAGGACAAAGCAGAUUUCUGCAUUAUUCACUAUGCAGGGAAGGUAGACUACAAGGCAGAUGAGUGGCUGAUGAAGAACAUGGACCCACUGAAUGACAACGUGGCGACGCUCCUGCACCAGUCUUCUGACAAAUUUGUUGCAGAGCUUUGGAAGGAUGUGGAUCGUAUCGUGGGUCUGGAUCAGGUCACUGGCAUAACAGAGACUGCUUUUGGCUCUGCGUACAAGACCAAGAAGGGCAUGUUUCGUACUGUUGGGCAGCUGUACAAAGAAUCUCUCACCAAGCUGAUGGCAACGCUUCGAAACACCAACCCCAACUUUGUUCGCUGCAUCAUUCCAAAUCACGAAAAGAGGGCUGGAAAAUUAGAUCCACACCUUGUUCUAGAUCAGCUUCGUUGCAAUGGUGUUCUGGAAGGAAUAAGGAUUUGUCGACAAGGAUUUCCAAACAGGAUAGUGUUCCAGGAAUUUAGGCAGAGGUAUGAGAUCCUUACUCCCAAUGCAAUUCCAAAAGGCUUUAUGGAUGGCAAGCAAGCCUGUGAGCGCAUGAUCAGAGCCUUGGAGCUGGACCCCAACUUAUACAGAAUUGGACAGAGCAAGAUCUUUUUCCGAGCUGGUGUCCUGGCACACUUAGAGGAAGAACGAGACCUGAAGAUCACAGACAUUAUCAUCUUCUUCCAGGCAGUCUGCAGAGGAUACCUGGCCAGAAAGGCCUUUGCAAAAAAACAGCAGCAACUGAGUGCACUGAAAAUCCUACAGAGGAAUUGUGCUGCAUAUUUAAAGCUUAGGCACUGGCAGUGGUGGAGGGUCUUCACAAAGGUGAAGCCUCUUCUCCAGGUGACUCGCCAGGAAGAGGAACUUCAAGCCAAGGAUGAAGAAUUAAUGAAGGUUAAAGAAAAACAGACAAAAGUGGAAGCAGAACUUGAGGAAAUGGAGAGGAAACAUCAACAGCUCCUAGAAGAGAAGAACAUCCUUGCAGAGCAGCUACAGGCCGAGACGGAGCUCUUUGCAGAAGCUGAGGAGAUGAGGGCUCGCUUGGCUGCCAAAAAACAAGAGUUGGAAGAAAUUCUCCAUGACUUGGAAUCCAGGGUUGAGGAGGAAGAGGAAAGAAAUCAAAUAUUGCAGAAUGAGAAAAAGAAAAUGCAGGGCCAUAUUCAGGACCUGGAGGAACAGCUGGAUGAGGAGGAGGGAGCUAGGCAGAAGCUGCAGCUUGAAAAAGUGACAGCUGAAGCUAAGAUCAAGAAAAUGGAAGAAGAGAUCCUACUGUUGGAGGACCAAAAUUCCAAAUUUUUGAAGGAAAAGAAGCUGAUGGAGGACAGAAUUGCUGAAUGUACUUCUCAGCUGGCUGAAGAAGAAGAAAAGGCCAAAAACUUGGCCAAACUGAAGAACAAACAGGAGAUGAUGAUCACUGAUUUGGAAGAGCGCCUAAAGAAAGAGGAGAAGACACGUCAGGAGUUAGAAAAAGCUAAGAGAAAACUAGAUGGUGAAACAACAGACCUACAGGACCAAAUAGCUGAGCUGCAAGCCCAGAUUGAAGAGCUGAAGAUCCAGCUGGCCAAGAAGGAGGAAGAGCUGCAGGCUGCUCUUGCGAGAGGAGAUGAAGAAGCAGUUCAGAAAAACAAUGCACUGAAAGUGAUAAGAGAGUUGCAGGCCCAGAUUGCAGAACUGCAGGAGGACCUUGAAUCUGAGAAGGCAUCACGCAACAAGGCAGAAAAGCAGAAAAGAGACUUAAGUGAAGAGUUGGAGGCUUUAAAAACUGAGCUGGAAGAUACAUUGGAUACCACUGCAGCACAGCAAGAGCUGAGGACAAAACGUGAGCAGGAGGUGGCAGAGCUGAAGAAAGCAAUUGAAGAGGAAACCAAGAACCAUGAAGCACAGAUCCAGGAAAUCAGGCAGAGGCAUGCCACUGCCCUGGAAGAGCUCUCUGAACAACUUGAACAGGCCAAAAGGUUCAAAGCAAAUCUUGAAAAAAACAAGCAAGGCCUGGAGUCUGACAACAAGGAGUUGGCCUGUGAGGUGAAGGUGUUGCAGCAGGUCAAGGCAGAGUCUGAGCAUAAGAGGAAGAAGCUUGAUGCUCAGGUACAAGAACUGACUGCUAAGGUGACAGAAGGCGAAAGGCUGAGGGUGGAGCUGGCGGAGAAAGCCAACAAGCUGCAGAAUGAGUUGGAUAAUGUCUCAAGUCUCCUGGAGGAAGCAGAGAAGAAAGGCAUCAAGUUUGCCAAGGAUGCAGCUAGUUUGGAAUCCCAGCUUCAGGAUACACAGGAGCUACUUCAGGAAGAAACCCGCCAGAAACUCAACCUGAGCAGCAGAAUUAGGCAGCUGGAAGAGGAGAAGAACAACCUGCAAGAGCAGCAGGAAGAGGAGGAGGAGGCCAGGAAGAACCUGGAGAAACAGAUGCUGGCCUUGCAGGCACAGUUAGCAGAGGCUAAGAAGAAGGUAGAUGAUGACCUGGGAACAAUUGAAGGUUUGGAGGAGAAUAAGAAGAAAUUGCUGAAGGAUAUGGAAUCCUUAAGCCAACGCCUGGAAGAGAAGGCAAUGGCUUAUGACAAACUGGAAAAGACAAAAAAUCGCCUGCAGCAAGAGCUGGAUGACUUGAUGGUAGAUCUGGAUCAUCAGCGCCAGAUUGUGUCUAACCUGGAGAAAAAGCAGAAGAAAUUCGAUCAGAUGCUGGCAGAAGAGAAGAACAUUUCUGCUAGAUAUGCAGAGGAGAGAGAUCGUGCUGAGGCAGAGGCAAGGGAGAAGGAAACAAAAGCACUGUCUCUGGCUCGGGCUUUGGAAGAAGCCCUGGAAGCAAAGGAAGAAUUUGAGAGACAGAACAAACAAUUGCGUGCAGAUAUGGAGGACUUAAUGAGUUCUAAAGAUGAUGUGGGCAAAAAUGUCCAUGAGCUGGAGAAAUCCAAGCGAACUUUAGAGCAACAGGUGGAAGAGAUGAGAACUCAACUUGAGGAACUGGAAGAUGAACUGCAGGCCACAGAAGAUGCUAAGCUUCGUUUGGAGGUGAACAUGCAAGCUAUGAAAGCCCAGUUUGAGAGAGAUCUGCAAGCCAGAGAUGAGCAGAAUGAAGAGAAAAAGAGGAUGCUGGUCAAACAAGUGCGAGAGCUGGAGGCAGAGCUGGAGGAUGAGCGCAAGCAGAGGGCUCUUGCUGUAGCAGCCAAGAAGAAAAUGGAGAUGGACCUGAAGGACCUGGAGGGUCAGAUAGAAGCUGCAAACAAGGCUCGAGAUGAAGCCAUCAAACAGCUGCGUAAGCUGCAGGCUCAAAUGAAGGACUACCAGCGGGAGCUGGAAGAGGCGCGUGCGUCCAGAGACGAGAUCUUUGCUCAGUCCAAGGAGAGUGAAAAGAAACUGAAAGGUCUGGAAGCAGAAAUACUUCAGCUCCAGGAGGAGUUUGCAGCAUCUGAACGAGCCCGCCGUCACGCUGAGCAGGAAAGGGACGAGCUGGCUGAUGAGAUCGCAAACAGCGCUUCAGGAAAGUCAGCGCUGCUGGAUGAGAAGCGCCGGCUGGAGGCUCGCAUUGCACAGCUGGAGGAGGAGCUGGAAGAAGAGCAGAGCAACAUGGAGCUUCUCAACGAGCGGUUCCGGAAAACCACGCUGCAGGUUGACACGCUGAAUUCUGAGCUGGCCGGGGAGCGCAGCGCCGCGCAGAAGAGCGAAAAUGCACGGCAGCAGCUGGAGAGGCAGAACAAGGAGCUGAAAGCCAAGCUGCAGGAGCUGGAGGGAUCGGUGAAGUCAAAGUUCAAGGCAACGAUUUCUACUCUAGAGGCCAAGAUUGCUCAGCUAGAAGAACAGCUUGAGCAGGAAGCAAAGGAAAGAGCAGCUGCAAACAAACUGGUGCGACGCACAGAGAAGAAAUUAAAAGAAGUCUUCAUGCAGGUGGAGGACGAGCGCCGACACGCAGACCAAUACAAGGAGCAGAUGGAAAAAGCAAAUGCCAGGAUGAAGCAGCUGAAGCGUCAGCUGGAGGAGGCUGAGGAGGAAGCCACACGUGCAAAUGCUUCCCGACGUAAACUGCAGCGUGAGCUGGACGAUGCCACAGAAGCUAACGAGGGCCUGAGCAGGGAGGUCAGCACCCUGAAAAACAGGUUAAGGAGGGGCGGCCCCAUCACCUUUUCCUCCAGCCGAUCCGGCAGGCGCCAGCUGCACAUCGAAGGGGCCUCCCUGGAGCUCUCGGAUGACGACGCGGAGAGCAAAGGCAGCGACGUGAACGAGGCGCAGCCGAGCCCUGCUGAGUAGAGCCCCGCACACCGUUUGCAUGCAGAGACCUUUACACCACAGUGGGCAGAGCGAGGAGGACUUUCCUGACCACCAGGCUGCCUUGUGGCCCUAAAUCUGCCUUACAAAAUGUCGGCAUGCUACAAGGUUACUUACCGUAGGUCAACUAUGUCUUAAGGCUCUCCAGCCUCACCAUACUGUACCCCGCUUCAGAUAUAGGUACAACUGCUUUUUUUUUUUUACAUGUAGUAACAAAACGGGAUCGUCUCUGUUCAGUGCAUCUAUUUUCCAGACACUCAUUGUAAAGCCAUUUUAUAAAGCAUCAUGUGAAGGAUGAAACUUUCUGUAUCGGUUAAAAAAACCCCACGAAACUUCAUUCCCAGAGGGUAGGUGGUUGGGACGGCCCCAUUGGCAUGGCUCAGCAUGCUUUGUACAGACAACAUCCUUCCAUUUCUUCUGUGCUCGGGCAGCCCUGGCUGCACUGAGCCCCUCGGAUCGUUGAAGACCAAACCGCACCCGCAUCUUUUUUUCUCCUAACUGUUGUGAUCGGCACACAAUCAGGGAGUGAACUGUGAAGAGCCUCGGGAAGCGUUAGAGGGAAGCGUAGGGAUGAGUGAGUAGUGUCCAUUUUUUAACCCUCAGAACCAUUUUGGAGUGUUCUCAGCACCUGCUUCAUCCAUUAGUGUCAUGCAGUACAGGCAAACCGCGUCACCGUUCCUCUCUGUACAGUACUUUGCAGCUGUAGCAUCCUGCUCUUCCAUGCCCACCAGCUCUGUAUAUAUACACUAAGGCUAGUUCAAUGUGCACACCAGUGGAAAACAAGCAUCAGCACAGGCGCAGUAAUUUAUGAACUUCAGGACGGUGCCACGGCCGCGCUGCCAGCGCUGCACAGAGGGUGUUGCCUGCCUGCAGUUAACAAGCCAGUGGAUGUGAAUCCUUCUUUUGUUGUUGUUGCUGUUGUUUUUUAUUUUGAGCAGUAUUACAGCGAGUAGUUAGCGUUCUUUUUGUUUAAAUAGCUGAAAAACUGACAUUACAGAAAGUGCCUUAGACACUACAGUACUAAGACAAUGUUACAUAUAUAAUUUGCCUAUAUAACGAUGAUUUAAUGUAUUAAUUUUGACUGUGCUUCAUAUCAUGUACCUCUCUAGUCCAAGUGGUAUUAUGGAUAUUAGUGACGAUGAAUCAGUGUUAAUAGGAACCUUCCUCUGCCACGCGCCCAACAAACAGAUACGGAUUUCCUUUUUUUGGUUAAAAGCUUUAACAUCUGUCGCAAAGGUUGUGUUGUGUGUUUGGGUAUUUUUAAUCAAACUGGCUGUUGACCACCAGGCAUCUGACUGCAAAUAUCUUGUUUUCUUGUAUACCCAUAUUUCUAGACAAUGAUUUUUGUAAGACAAUAAAUUUAUUCAUUAUAGCUGUGGCCGCCUGCUCUGUUUACUUACAGGAAGAGCUAUUUCUUGAGGCUGGCAUAGACCUUAAUAAAUGAGAAUAUGGCUGGAA
Lagopus leucura (white-tailed ptarmigan) is the source of this 8206-nucleotide messenger RNA. RefSeq names its product myosin heavy chain 10 (gene MYH10). Gene Ontology annotation, cellular component: myosin complex. The record is from RefSeq and is a predicted model, not a curated record. The coding region runs from base 1430 to 6730 and encodes 1766 amino acids. The transcript has 38 exons. Gene Ontology annotation, molecular function: cytoskeletal motor activity; actin filament binding; ATP binding. NCBI's taxonomy places the organism in Eukaryota, Metazoa, Chordata, Aves, Galliformes, Phasianidae.